Molecule: messenger RNA, 1101 nt
Organism: Saccoglossus kowalevskii
Lineage: Eukaryota; Metazoa; Hemichordata; Enteropneusta; Harrimaniidae
Biological process (GO): SCF-dependent proteasomal ubiquitin-dependent protein catabolic process; protein polyubiquitination
Cellular component (GO): SCF ubiquitin ligase complex
Molecular function (GO): protein binding
Source: RefSeq, a predicted model, not a curated record
AUGAGUCAGGAUGACAAUACUCAGUUGUUUCCUUUUCAAAAGUUACCAGCCGACUGUCAGGUAUACAUUUUCUCUCAUUUAAACAGUAUUGAGAAAGCAAAAAUUGCCACUGUGUGUAAAUCCUGGAACGAUCUACUACGAACCCCAAGGCUGUGGAACUGUGUAGAUUUUCAUAUACUCACCUCCUGUGAUUGCACCAUUUACAUCGGUAUAGGUAACCGAAGACCUGUCAAUACAUGCGAGAAAUGCAAAUCACUAUCGCACUAUGUAGACUUCAAGCAAAGGUGUUAUCGGUACAUAGCUCAUUUAGCCGAGAGGAGAGCAGUUAUUAAAAGUCUGAAGUUUCAGUUUGAUCUCCAUGAGGAUAAAAAUGUUUGGUUGAAAUUAUUGGUUUAUGCCUUGAAUAUGACAACCGUGAAUGAACUCAGCAUUGUUGAUUGUAAUUGGACAGUGACGGGAGAAAAACCCAGCUCACUGUAUGUAACUGAUGAUUUCAUGGAAAAGAAAAAGGAGCAGCGUGUUGAGGCAUUACAAGGUUUUUUACUUGUUCUGAAUAAACAUUCCCCCAACAUCAACACUUUGCGCUUGGAAUUUGAUUGGUCUGAAACAUCACUGGAAUUACUUUCAUCCUUCAAAGAAAUAAAAUGUUUGGAACUUUAUCGCUUUUGGGUUUAUAAAAGCAUUCCGCAGGAGAGAAUCAACUUUCUCUUAAAUAAUGCCAAAAAACUGGAAUCCUUGAAACUGGAAAUAUGGGUACCGUACCAACAUGAAGAAUUGCAUCCACAGUUCAGUUUAAUGUCUUCCACAUUGCAGUACCUUGAUGUCUCUUCCUCUAAAGGGUUUUUCAUUAGGAGUUUAAAUAUGCCACAGCUGAAAACACUGAUUAUUGUACGACUGCCAUGGAUUGGUCCACUCCUUCCUGUGAGUAUGCUAGACAUCACAUGUGUUUAUGAUGUACUCAGGGAGGGGGCCCCUAAAUUGGAACAGAUCAACCAGCACAAGUUAUGCAGUGAUUGGAAAAAUUUAUGUUACCCAGAGUUAGAAUCACAGUUGAAUCACACAUGUUAUUGCACGAAACACAAAAAAGGCUGGGCAUUGUAA